Molecule: messenger RNA, 615 nt
Organism: Pectinophora gossypiella (pink bollworm)
Lineage: Eukaryota; Metazoa; Arthropoda; Insecta; Lepidoptera; Gelechiidae
Exons: 4
Coding region: 274-615 (113 amino acids)
Source: RefSeq, a predicted model, not a curated record
GUUACGAUGGCCGUUAAUGAAUUUUAAUAAAGAAAAAUGUAAUAAAUAAAGCGACAUUUUAUGACGUUUUUCUAUGAUGUCACAGGUUGCUUUUUUCAUACAAAUUCCAUAGUGAUUUCGUGUUUUGACGUUUAGUGAAAAGUAACUGAUUUGACUAGUUGGAAACUAGCCUAGUUAUUGCUGUAAACGGCCAUCAUAGCCCGCUUUUAGUGAGAAUCAGUGAGUGAGUGUGUUCCAGAAUAGGUAUGACUCCCGGCCUACAAUAUAGCUUGUAUGGAUCUGUAUCGAGUGCGAUGCGGGAGGCAAUUACAGAUGGCAGGUGCCGACAAUGGUCGCGGUCAAGCUAUAAGGAACCAAUUUCGUGUUGAGAACAAAUGCACUGGGGAGUGUGUUCCGAUCGACGGCACAAUAUCUAUCAUGGACAGUCUGGCCAGCACCACAGCCACUGCCGGGGACAAUGUGAACGUGGCCGGGGACGGGCCGCAGGUCGCCAGGACGGGCCGCAAACGGGUCUCCGACUUCUUUAACGAGAUCUACAACACUUGGAAUGGGCUUGUACUGAACUCGAUCCUGCGACCUCAAAGUGAGAGGCAAGCGUUCUACCAAUUGGGAUAG